Molecule: messenger RNA, 945 nt
Organism: Trichogramma pretiosum
Lineage: Eukaryota; Metazoa; Arthropoda; Insecta; Hymenoptera; Trichogrammatidae
Product: tankyrase-2-like
Exons: 1
Coding region: 1-945 (314 amino acids)
Molecular function (GO): protein binding
Source: RefSeq, a predicted model, not a curated record
AUGGCAUCAAAAUCAAAAUCAAAAUCCGAUCGCCAUUAUACUCUGUGCAUGUAUCAACUUAGAAGAUUCUUGAGCGGUAGUGAAACCCCAAAGUUUAGAUACGUCCAAUUUUGUAAAAUUAUAGAAAAAAAUUUCUACAUUGCUCGAAAGAAUCAUAUAGAGCUUAAGGUUAUGGAGGAAUUAUUGAGAGAUGAAAGCCUAUUUCCAAGUAUAAACGACUUCUUCCAAUUCACGUUAGAACGUAAACACUUCAAAGCAGUGGUGUUUCUUCAGGAGAUCAUGUCGUUCAAAAUCCACGAGGCAAGAUCAGCUGAUGGAAGGUCGGCAGUGCACUGUUUGGCUCGGCGCGGAUGCGUCGACAAGUACCACGGCAUCGUUGACGGACCGACCACGUCUCUCAUUAAUUUUUUCUUGAAAAAUUCGACGGAAAACCUCAUCGACGAGGAGGGAUACAGUUACCUGCACGGAGCCUGCUUCGUCGGCAACAUCGAAGCAGUGCAACGAUUCGUGGGCGAGGGUGCUGACGUGAAUCUCGACACGUACGAGUGCUCGCCGCUGCACGUCGCCGUCCAGUACCGGCGAGCGGACGUCGUGAAAUUCCUUCUGGAGCUCGGGGCCGAUCCAAAUCAGCGGGACCGAGAGCAGUCGACUCCGCUUCAUCGGCUCUCGUGGCUGCACAAGUGCGAUUGCGGCCCGGCCGACUACACCUGCGACAAGAGAAAUCCAGCCAAUCUGAUCGUCAAGAUGCUCGCCGCCAAAGGAGCCAGCAUGGACGCCCGCGAUAGUUCUGAACAGACCCCUUUGGACGUGGCAGUGUCCAAGUGCGACUUGGAGCUGUCGAAAUCGCUAUUGGAAUACGGUGCCAGUCAAGACACAUUGAACAAUAACGGUCCGAUCAACGUGAAUGAUACGACAUUUAGAAUGCAGCUGUUUUGUGCGAUUUAG